UUUUCCGAACAUGAAGAUGAUGACCAUGCCCAAUAAAGAUGUUGACGACAUGUACAGUGUACAUGGCCACGCUGGUAAUCUCUGUCGUGCGUCGAUUAUGGAAGGUUUAGAAAAAAUACUCAAAUUGAGAUCAUCGUACCAGGCAGAUCAACCGAUAUGCAUUGCAGAUUUUGGAACUGCAGACGGAAAAGCUUCUCUUUCCCUCGUCAAAGAAGUGAUAGAUAUCGUACAAACAGACCUUGGGCAGGAGCAGACCAUUGUAGUGUACUAUAACGACCAACCGAUGAACGACUUCAAUCUUCUAAGCAAAGUCAUCCAAGGCGACAGACAGGAUUCCGGACUAUCGGGAUGCAGUAACGUCUACCCAGUAAUCGUUCCAAGAACUAUGUAUAAACAGUGUCUUCCUGAUAAUUCUCUGGACCUGGCAAUGUCCGCUGUAGCUACACAUUACUUGUCUAAACAAGUUUGUCGAAUAGCAAACGGUGUCUUUAUGGGUGAGGCAGAUAACAACGAACAACGACUGAUGAGAGAACAAGGCAAAACUGAUUGGCGGGCAUUCGUGAUUGCAAGGGGACGAGAACUGAAACCUGGAGGAUUUCUUGUAUCACUUAACGCGUCAUUAAACGAUGAUAAUGAUGAGACGUCGCACGUAGAUAAGGGAAAUCACAACCUGGGCAAAUUUGUGUCUGAUAUGGCAAGGGAUGGCGUGAUCACGCAGGAAGAAUAUCUUGCGACAAACUUUCAUAGCCACUAUACGAGAACUGCAGCUGAUUUUCAAGAGCCGUUCAGUAGUACCUUACCAGAGGUCGAUAAACUUGGAUUGGAAUUAGUGUCUGUCAAAUCAAUGAAACACUAUCUGCAACAUCCACUAUUCGAUAUUGUCGAGAAAGAUGAGACAGAAAAGAUGGAAUAUUCCCGAAAAGUUGUUGCUUCUGUCUUCCCUUGGUUUCAUCAUGUGAUUCGUGGGGGAUUGUCCUUUUCUCGUACGGAGGAUGAAAAACAGAUGAUAGUUGAACAAUACUUUAACAGAUUACAGGCGUAUGCGUUUGCUCACUCUGAUCACAAACCGUACCUUAUUUUCACAGAAGUUGUUAUACAAAAGUGCAUCUAACUAACUACGAACUUACAUGCAAGUUUCGGUACUAGUUAAAACACAAUUUAACCAUAGUUAUUUCUUCCAAAUAUAGAGAACUUACCAUUGACUGUACUAUAGCGUGGAACGCUGUUGUAAAAUGUGUUUGGUUUGUUUAUAUUGUGAUAAGAUGAUUUACAAAAAGUACAUUAAACAGAGAAUAUAAGAAUAAAAUAUCAAGAAAUACAAUUGUACCAAACAUCUCCUACAGAACUUAACAGUAGCGAGGGUGCAUUUGUAAUUUGUUCUGGUAAAAUAUUUCGUUCAUAUGGUCCCUGGUAGGUAUUUUUAUUUAAACAUUAUUUUUAGAAAUGAAGGCAAUUAAUGUAAUCUAUUAGAAGAAUGGUUAUCCGAAUAUGGUAGAUGGUGUCGUGUUCCGUUUCGUAGCAAAUAAAUAUAAUGACUCAUAAGCUAAUUAGGGCUAUUCACUAACGGUAAAAGGACCUUUGUUUUCGGUAUGUUUCUUCUUAUUAUUAUUAUGUCAAGCUAACCAAACACAAAAAACAUAUUUACUAUUUUCCUCGUCUGCAAAAGGAACCAAAUGAAUAAAUUGAU
Molecule: messenger RNA, 1687 nt
Organism: Mizuhopecten yessoensis (Yesso scallop)
Lineage: Eukaryota; Metazoa; Mollusca; Bivalvia; Pectinida; Pectinidae
Product: probable S-adenosylmethionine-dependent methyltransferase At5g38100
Exons: 8
Coding region: 11-1111 (366 amino acids)
Biological process (GO): methylation
Molecular function (GO): S-adenosylmethionine-dependent methyltransferase activity
Source: RefSeq, a predicted model, not a curated record